AUGGAAACUUCAUUAGCAAGCGUAAUCUUCGUCAAUGGUUCGACACCUACUGCUCACUGGUAUAAUGAGAUCUCAUUGUACAAUUAUAGUUCUCCGGGCUUCACUUCAGCAACUGGUCAUUUUACACAAGUUGCUUGGUCUGAUUCCACACAAUUGGGAAUCGGUAUUGCACUAACUAGCAAUAAUCUAAUAGCUUAUACUGUUGCUAAUUAUUAUCCUCCUGGAAAUAUUCUCAAUCAGUUUGCUACCAAGGUACCACCAUUAUGUGCUUCAACUACGACUAUUGGAAUAACAUCCAGUGCUUACUUUACAAUCGGUGGUGGACAAACAUUAGGUUCAAGCUCUUCCACCAAUACUGCAUCAACACCAACAACUGUAGUUGCUAAACGUAUUCGUCAAAGACGAAUAACUUCAUAUGAAGUUGUUCGUCUUUAUAUAGAUCGAAUUCGAUCUAUUCAAUCAUAUUUAAAUGUUUAUAUUGACGAAAGAUUUGAUCGAACAUUAAUUAAAGCACAAGAAAUCGAUCGUAUUUCAGAUAAUGAAAAAUACUUAUCUGAUCAAUGGAGGGAAGAACGGCCGUCUUUUCUUGGUGUUCCAUUUACUAUUAAAGAAUCAAUGGAAUUUCUUGGUUUUUGUAAUUUAACUAAAAAUGCUGCAAGAAAAAAUGUUAUAUCAACUCAAACAGCAAAAGCUGUAGGAAAUAUGUUACAAUCAGGUGCUAUUCUUUUAUGUAAUACAAACGUUAGUGAAGGAUGUAUGUGGUUCGAAUCACGUAAUUCUCUUUAUGAUGCAACAAAUAAUCCAUAUGAUUUAACACGUAUUAUUGGGGGAGUAGUUCAGGUGGUGCCGGUUGUAUUGUUUUAG
This is a messenger RNA of Adineta steineri, 864 nucleotides long. The record is from the annotation of a GenBank genome assembly. NCBI's taxonomy places the organism in Eukaryota, Metazoa, Rotifera, Eurotatoria, Adinetida, Adinetidae.